AUGUUUACCUACUCGAGUGAGCAGUUCUACAGGGAUUGGCGAUACAAGGUGGUCGAGGAUUUCAAGACCGACGAUGGCGACACGUAUCCAUAUGUCGAGGGAGGACAUGUUGAAUGGGGUGCUGAAGACCACAAGCUCACAUUGCCAACCAAACCAAGCAAGGUUGCAAUCAAUACGGAUGCCUCGAUCCUUGCUGUUGCUGUAGAACAUGAUAUCCACGUCUUCAGCACCGAAGAUUAUAGAUUGACACAGGUAUUGAAAGGGCACAUCUCGAGAAUCGAUACACUCGCCUUUCAGCCGGGAAACCCAAAUAUACUGGUCUCUGCAGCGACGAAUGACCACGCAGGUUCGGUGAGAGCCGACUGUGAAAUCAUCUUCUGGAACCCAAAGCAACGACAAGCUCAGAAGGAUGCUCUUCAACUGUCAGAGAUCUGCCAGGAAGCGAGUGACAAUAUCGCUGCCUCGAUUGCGAAAGGGAGUGACUCGAUUGAGUUGGCAGAUACGGAGAUUUCAAAGUUGUCUGAGGAUAUUGAGCAAUUGGUAACCACUCUUGUUACAAGACAUAUGGUUUCGGACGAAGCUCGAAUUGCAGGACGUCUGCUCAGUCAUUUUGAUACUCACCUGUUUGACCCGUCGGGGACCCGGCUGAUGUACCUUCCCGGUAAUCGCCCUCGAUCCAAUUCUGAUGCCCGCUGGGACAUGCGUGUGUUGUCGAUGCAGACUCGUGAGGAUCUUUUCACCUUGGUGGGACAUACUGAUGCUAUCAUGUGGUCCGGGUUCAGCCCUGAUGAGACCAUGAUUGGAACUUGUUGUUGGGAUUCUACCAUGAGAAUAUGGGAUAGCCAAGAUGGUAGCCUCAAGUUUAAGUUCGAGACUGGCAAGCAAAACUGGAACGGCUCCUUCUCACCAAAUUCAAAAUUCUUCGCAGGCACUGCUGGAGACGGGACUAUUUACCUCUACUCUACUUUGGACGGCUCAACUCUGUGGUCACGUCAGUCCGAGAUCGAUUGGUGCCGACACUCAUCAUGGACGCCCGACAGUCGUUUGUUGGCCAUCGGUGGUCGGAGAACGGGAACUGUCUUGGUGAUCAAUGUCAAUGAGAACACAGUGGUCCAACGCCGGGUUUUGAGUAUUGACGCCUGUAAGGUGGACGAGGAGCGCAAGAAAAGACUGUUGAGAAGCUAUCUCGAAGUUUAUGCGGUGCGUUACGUCGAUGCUGGCAAGAAGCUCGCUGUAUACACUGGUGGAGAUGGGGGAAUCGAGGUUUAUGAUUUCGAGAAACAGCAAAAAUGGCGGUUUGCACGGUUUGGGACCGACGAGGACCUUCAUCCUUGUGAUGCGGAUGUUCAGCCAAAGGGCUCGCCCGGGUUGGACAUGAUCGCCUGGAACGACUUGAAGAAUGGUAGGAUCAAGCUGACGAGCUUGGACGAUAAUAAUGUGAGGAUUUGGAGUGUGCCGCUUGAUCAUGAGUCGAUAUAG
This is a messenger RNA of Exophiala spinifera, 1479 nucleotides long. RefSeq lists its product as uncharacterized. Lineage: Eukaryota; Fungi; Ascomycota; Eurotiomycetes; Chaetothyriales; Herpotrichiellaceae. Bases 1 to 1479 code for a protein of 492 amino acids. The record is from RefSeq and is a predicted model, not a curated record. Gene Ontology annotation, molecular function: protein binding. The transcript has a single exon.